CGUCAAUAUAUUUUUUCUCUAACUUUUCCCUAUAAACUCUCCCUUCAUACUUCACUUUUUGUUUUGCUUUGUUUGUUGUUCUCACUUUUUGUCCUUCCCUAUAAAAGUUUUGUUUUUGGUUGUAUUGUGAAAGAAAACAAAAUGAACAAUAACUUGGAGAGUACUCGAUCAUUGCUCCAUGGAUUUGAUAAGGGGGGACUUUUCGAUUUGGGACAUCCUCUUCUGAACCGUAUUGCUGAAAGUUUCGUCAAAGCUGCUGGGAUUGGUGCUGCUCAAGCUGUUGCUCGUGAGGCUUAUUUUACUGCUUCUGAAAGUACUGGUGGAGAUACUACCAACAUACCACCAGAGAUCACUGGUCCCAAGAAAAAUCGAUUUCCAGACCUUAGAGGGGAGACCAACAGAAAGUCAGUUGAGGCACUGGUAAAGAGUACCGGAAAAGAAUCUGUUCAAUGGGGGCUAGCUGCUGGGAUGUACUCUGGACUUACAUAUGGAUUGACGGAGGCACGUGGUGUUCAUGAUUGGAAAAAUAGUGCCUUGGCGGGAGCAAUAACUGGUGCCGCUUUGGCUUUAACACUGGAAGAUCGUUCUCAUGAACAGGUGGUGCAGUGCGCCAUCACAGGAGCAGCCAUCUCGACUGCUGCGAAUAUGCUUACAGGAAUAUUUUAGGUUAAAUAGAAUAUGUUCAGUUGGAGAUUUGUUUCCAGCAUGUUUUCAUGGCACUGCACUAGAUAAUUUAACUACUAUGUAUGUGGAUAGUGCUAUUUUUGAAUUAAUUUUGUGGCAUUUUUUUUCCUUAUUACUUAUGUGAAUUUUGACGUUUCAAGGCAAAAUAAUAGUAUGAUGAUGUAAUCC
Messenger RNA from Solanum dulcamara, 852 nucleotides. Its product is annotated as outer envelope pore protein 16-2, chloroplastic. The record is from RefSeq and is a predicted model, not a curated record. Gene Ontology annotation, cellular component: chloroplast outer membrane. Gene Ontology annotation, molecular function: amino acid transmembrane transporter activity. Lineage: Eukaryota; Viridiplantae; Streptophyta; Magnoliopsida; Solanales; Solanaceae. The coding region runs from base 142 to 666 and encodes 174 amino acids. The transcript is spliced from 7 exons.